This is a messenger RNA of Bacidia gigantensis, 1251 nucleotides long. RefSeq lists its product as uncharacterized. The record is from RefSeq and is a predicted model, not a curated record. Bases 1 to 1251 code for a protein of 416 amino acids. Gene Ontology annotation, molecular function: oxidoreductase activity, acting on NAD(P)H. Lineage: Eukaryota; Fungi; Ascomycota; Lecanoromycetes; Lecanorales; Ramalinaceae. The transcript has a single exon.
AUGAACGCUCCUCCCAUCAUAGCUCUCACCUCCUUCGCCUCGAACCCACAUCCCCAUCCUCCCAUCACCCAUAAUGUCCACCCACACCGCCAUCACUACUACCGCCCUAGGCGCCCCCUUACUACCACCCUCCUCCAAACGCCCACCCCCUUAGACAACGAAGUCCUAAUCAACAACCUCUACACCGCUUCCACGCCCCUUGACCUCCACCAAGCAGACGGCGGCCUCCUCGUCACCCACCCGCAAGUGCUCGGCGACGGCGUCGCAGGCCGCGUCGUCGCCGUCGGGCCUACUGCCACCCGCCUGAAAGUCGGCGACUACGUCUUCGGCUUCACGUGGCGGACGCAGAAAGAAAAGGCCUUUCAGGAUUUGGUGUGUGCGCCUGAGUUUUUAGUUGCGAGGGUGGUGGACGCUGGGGUUGAAGAGGGAAACGGCGAGGGGCAGGGGAAGGGCGAGGUGCAGGAGGGUAUCAAUGAGCGGUUGAAAGCAUUGGUAACGGUGCCGAAUAAUUUCGUCAGCGCGUGGCAUGCGCUUGUGACGGAUCUGGGGAUCGCGCUGUCAUGGCCGAUACCGAAGUUCGAUGAGAACGAAGAUAGGACCAAGACGAUUCUUGUCUGGGGCGGCAGCGGAAGCGUGGGUCAGUAUGCUCUCCAGAUCCUCAGGGCGUAUGGGUAUCAGAACGUCUACGCGACGGCGUCGAAGCGGAAUGCGGAGCUAGUGAGGGAAUGUGGUGCGAAGGGGGUGUUCGACUACAGUGACCCGCAUGUCGUGGAAGCUAUUGUUAAGGAAUUGGGGACGGUGGAUUUGGUACUCGAUUGUAUCGGCCAUCUCUCCGGCACGCUGGCCCCGAUCUCGCGUAUCGCGAAGGCGGGGGCGAGGGUAGCGGUUAUGUUGCCUGUUAUUGUAAGAGAUGCUGCGGAGGGGGUGAAGCCGGAGUUUGCUAUGGAUCCGUCGAGUGUGGUGCGGUGGGAGGAAGGGGUAGAGGUGAGGGACGUGAGGACGCAUUUUUAUUUGGAGAAUGCGAUGCAUAGGGAAAUGUUGCAGCCGGUGAUUAUGCCGGAAUUGGUGAGGAGGGGGAUUGUGAAGCCGAAUAGGCAGAGAGUUGUGGAGGGGAGGACGAUGGUAGAGAGGGCGGAGAAGGCACUGGGGUUGUUGAGGGGAAAGGGGCUUAGUGGGGAGAGAGCGGUUUGGAAGGUGAGUGAUGUGGAGGCGCGAGAUUUGGGUUGGGACGGUGAGGUAGAUGAAAGAUAG